Messenger RNA from Linderina pennispora, 740 nucleotides. RefSeq lists its product as uncharacterized. The transcript has a single exon. The coding region runs from base 357 to 722 and encodes 121 amino acids. NCBI's taxonomy places the organism in Eukaryota, Fungi, Kickxellomycota, Kickxellomycetes, Kickxellales, Kickxellaceae. The record is from RefSeq and is a predicted model, not a curated record.
CUACCUAUGACAUGUCGUGGAGUGCUACAGACAACGGAUAUACAACAUCUAUCCUUGAGUCAAGCGAAACCAAUUACGCCCUAGGAUUCAGCAUUCCCACAGAGUGCAGAGUGGAGAUAUAUACCGCCACCAUCAAGUUCACAGUCAUGCAGAGUGUGCAAGAUGGCAACCUCGGUAUAGGCAAAUCUACGGGAUCCGUGCUCAGCGGCUGUAUUCUUACUACUGAUGGAAAGCAAAAUUACAGACAGGAUGUCGUAUUCAGCAAGAACCUUACAAUACCGACAACGAAAUGAGAAUGCAGAAAUGCACUUCGAAAUAAUUUUUCAAGAAUCUCGCAAGGUAUUGCCAGUCUGCACAUGCAUUCUUCGCUGAGCCAAAGAUUUGCCAUCAUCGAGGUCCCUAGGAAGACUGUGCACUAUGAGGAAGGCUAUCCUAUCAAAACAUCUGGGCUGACUAUUCGUGGCAUACUGGCUGGUAUGGCAAUCCUCUGUCUCGUUCCACGACUAGUCAUGAAGCGGUUCAGGGCGCAUUCAAGCCAUACGCUGGAUGUUGUUGCUGCAACAGCCAUUGGUACAGAGGACAUGAACUGUACUCGGCUGCGGAGACUACCUGAAAUCCACGCCAGCCUAGAAGGCAACUACAAGGCCGGAUACAGCCUUGUUCUUAGCAACUGCGACAACUAUGCAAAGCGGCGGAUCACGUUUGAGUUGCUUCACGAGUAAGACAUAAAGCACAUUUAC